AUGGAGACCCCCGUUUCACCAGCUCUGACCAUGCCCUCUAUCCGACCCCAUUCUAGCGCUAUAAACAACAUGGAGCAUUCUUCUCUAGCCGAUUUACAUUCUUCUAUAACUCUUCAUGUUGUGUCCGUCCUCAAAACUCAUGCUCUCCUUUGCGAAUUCUACAGUCUACUCUGGCAGUCUGUCCGACCCGUCCAGUGCUCAAGUGAAAUGUCUCAUCGAAGAGAGAUACGCGCAAACCCCACAGGACCAGGCCCCAGAACCGCCGCUCGUCAAUAUGGUCCCCCAGCCCCAGAACCGCCGGCAGCACCACCAAUCAUCAUCCUUUCCCAAUCUGGCAAAGCACAAGCGCCCCACUUCCAGGUACCAGACCCUGCCGAUCAGCAAGUCCAGCCGCGACCACCUACGUCAUCCCUGUCACUAGAAGCCUCACCAGACGAGCUUGAAGCUACCGAAACUUCGUGCCCACCCGACAAACCCGAGCCCGAACCGCAUCCAGCACCGCCUGUAAUCAUCCUACGCGACGAAACACUCAGUUCGUCCCCACCAGCCUCCGCGCCACCCACUUAUCCCGCUACAACACACACACCCCCUACGAUGGGCUCCAAAGUCAGCAAAGUCAAAGAGCAAGCCUCGAACGGGAAGCUUCAGCCAAGCCAAGAGCGUCUAGACAAGGAAGAGAUGAAGGAGCCAGACAAUUAUUACACACAUCGCAGCAAGAGCAUGCGUCGGAAAGCUGGCAAGACUGGAGCUAGCAGUGGCGCUGGAGGUGCGCAGGGCGGAACGGCUGGAGGUGCUGGUGGUGCUGGUAUUGCAUAA
Messenger RNA from Alternaria arborescens, 816 nucleotides. RefSeq lists its product as hypothetical. Lineage: Eukaryota; Fungi; Ascomycota; Dothideomycetes; Pleosporales; Pleosporaceae. The coding region runs from base 1 to 816 and encodes 271 amino acids. The transcript has 4 exons. The record is from RefSeq and is a predicted model, not a curated record.